ACCGUAACCACUUUGGGCUCCUAUGAGGUGACUGAGAGCUGUGAGCGGAAGAAAGGCCAACGCUGGGGGUCCCUGGAACGGCGGGGGAUGCAGGCUAUGGAAGGGGAGGUGUUACUCCCAGCUCUCUAUGAGGAGGAAGAAGAGGAGGAAGAGGAGGAGGAGGAAGAGGCAGAAGAAGACGACGAACACGUGCAGAAAGGAGGCGGUGUGGGCUCCCUGUCGGUCAGCAAACACCGGGGCCUGAGUCUCACGGAGACAGAGUUGGAGGAGCUGAGGGCUCAGGUGCUACAGCUGGUGGCUGAGCUGGAGGAGACCCGGGAGCUGGCAGGGCAGCAUGAGGAUGACUCCCUGGAGCUGCAGGGGCUCCUGGAGGACGAGCGGCUGGCCAGCGCCCAGCAGGCAGAGGUAUUCACCAAGCAGAUCCAGCAACUCCAAGGUGAGCUGCGGUCUCUGCGGGAGGAGAUUUCCCUGUUAGAGCGUAAGAAAGAAAGUGAACUGAAGGAAAUACAGCAGGAUUUGCAUUUGGCCCAGACUGAGAUCCAGACUCUACGGCGAGCAGCAGAGGAGUCCGCGAGCGAGCAUGAGUGUGAGAUAGCUUCUCUGCAGGACGACCUCUACCGCAUGCAGAAUGAACUCGAUGACAUGGACCGCAUCCGGGGGGAUUACGAGAUGGAGAUUGCCUCCCUUCGUGCAGAACUGGAAAUGAAGAAUUCUGAACCACCCGGCAGUUUAAGUCUCUCGGAUUUCUCUGGGUUACAAGAAGAACUGCAGCAGCUGCGGGAUCGCUAUCACUUCCUGAACGAGGAGUACCAGGCCCUGCAGGAGAGCAACAGCAGCCUCACAGGGCAGCUUGCCGACCUGGAGAUCGAGAGGACGCGAAGAGCAACAGAGAAGUGGCUGGAGUCCGAAACACUAAGGAGUAUGGUAUCAACAGAGUCUCAGACUUCAGAAAUGGAUUUCCUAGAGCCUGAUCCUGAAAUGCAGUUGUUGCGCCAGCAGCUGCUGGGAGCCGAGAAGCAGUGUAAAGAACUGUGUUGUGAGUUACAAGAGCUACAGCAUCAUCGCCGGGUCAGUGAAGAGGAGCAGAGGCGGCUGCAGAGGGAGCUCAAGUGCGCCCAGAAUGAGGUGCUUCGUUUUCAGACCUCUCACAGCGUCAUCCAGAAUGAGGAGCUGAAGACCAGACUCUGUGCCCUGCAGCAAAAGUACGAUACUAGCCAGGAUGAGCAGCACGCGCUCCUGAAGGCACAGCUACAGCUUCAGACUGAGCUCCGGCAGCUCAAAAUCACCAAAUCCUCAGUCAUAGAAAGCCCCAGUGAGAAGGAGCUAAUGUGCCAGGUGCAGAAGCUGCAGCUGCAGCACCAAGAUACCACCUGUGAGAAGGAAAGGCUGCAGAAGGAGCUGUGGUGCCACGAGGCAGAGCUGCAGCGCCUCAAGGACAUGGUGGCCUCGUUCCAAGAGACCAAUGAGAAGAACACAGAACUGCACGCCCAGCUUAAGGAGAUGAAGCAGGUGUGUCAGGCCAGCAAGGACGAGCUGGAGCGGCAGAAGCACAUGUACGACCAGCUCGAACAGGACCUCCUGCUCUGCCAGCUGGAGCUGAAACAGCUCAAGACCACCCAGCCCGCACCAGAGGACAAGGGGCAAUGUGCUAACAAGUGCGACACACUGCUGUCCAAACUGACAGAGUUGCAGGAACAGUACAAGGCCAGCCAGGAGGAGAUGGGGCAGCUGCAGAGGGAGCAGUGCGAGCUCCUGGAGGAUCAGAGGAGGAUGCAGGAGGAGCAGGGCCAGCUGCAAGAAGAGCUGCACAGGCUCACGUUCCCGCUGCCCAAGUGCGGUCUCCUCCAUAAGAGUCAGGAGCUUCUUACAAAACUACAAGACCUGUGUGAGCUGCAGCUACUCUACCAAGGCAUGCAGGAUGAACAGAAAAAACUGGUAGAGAACCAGGAGCAUGUGCUGAAAGAACAGCUACAGGUGCAGGAGGAGCUGCGAUGUUUCAAGGAGUCUCACCUCCAGGAAGUGUUGGAGAGUCCUGAGGGUUCUCAGAGGCCUAGGUCCUCAAAAAGUGGUCAAGACAAGUACAAGCUGCUGGUGGAACAGAUUCAGGCUCUCCAGGGGCUGUAUGACACCAGUCAGAUGGAGCAGGAGCUGCUGCAGCAGGAACAAGGGCGGCUCCUGGAGGAACGAAAGAGGCUGCAGGCCGACUUGCAGCUCUGCCUGGAAGAAAUGCAGCUGCUCCGAGGCCAGUCCCCUUGCAUAAAAAGGAGCCUCGAGUCCUACAAGAAGAGCUACGGCAGCACGGCCCCCAGCAGCGAGAACUGCCACCGGAGUUACGGCAGCUCCACCGAUGUGGACGACAACUAUCAGAAGAGUUACGCCAGCACCCAGGUCAGCAACGAGAGCUUUCUCAAGAGCUAUGACAGUAGCACCAGCACCAACGCCAGCGACACUUACGAGAAGAGUUACCGCAGCAGCAGCAGCAGCAGCAGCAGUGUCACCUAUAAGAAGAGUUGUGGCAGCACCAGUAGCUCUGACACCUACCACAGGAGUUACGCCAGCAGCUGCAAUGAUGACGACCCUGCUGAGCCUGAAGACAUAGAGCACUUCGAGGAAACGGUCGCCGAGGUGUUGACCAAGCUGCAGGCAGUGCAGGCCAUGUACCAGAUGAGCCAGGAGGAGCACAGCCGGCUGCAGGAGCAGAUGGAGAAGCUCCUGGACAGGCAGAAGGAGCUGAAGGAAGAGCUGACUGUCUGCGAGAAGGAAUUCAAAGAGUGCAUAGAGUGCCUCGAGAAGCCUGUGCCCCCCCAGAGCGACAAGAACGAGAUCAAAGAGCUGCAGAGCAAGUUGCGGGAGCUGCAGCUGCAAUACCAGGCUAGCAUGGAUGAACAGGGGCGGCUUCUGGCCGUGCAGGAGCAUCUGGAGGGGCAGCUGCAGUGCUGCCAGGAAGAGCUGCGCCAGCUCAAGGAGAAGAAGCCCUCUGUUGCCAAAGAGGCCAGGGGAAAGAAUGGCAAUAAGAAUAUGAACAAAAAUGCCAAUGGGGUUAGAAAUAAAAAGGUGGCCAAGCUAUGUUCAGACAGUUCUGAGGACAGCAUUGAGACCAGAAAGAGUUUGGAGGUGGUGCUAUACUACAAGGCCAGCCAGAGGGAUUUAGACGAGCUAGUGAAAGAGGAGAAAGAGGAGGGAAAAAAGGAAGAAGUGGAAGAGAAAACAGAGGCAUCCUGGAAUGAACUAGCCACUGAACCAUGCAAUCUUGGGAAAGUUAAGUCAGCAGAAGAUCAGGAGGAAGAAUAUGAUGAGGUCAAAGAACAGGAAGAUAAGGAAGAAGACAAUGAAGAUGAAGAGGCUGACGACCCUUCUCCUGAAACGUCAGAGGAAACCAACCCCCUCAGACUUUCUGAAAGCAAAAAGAACAUGUUUGGGAUGUGGAAGCCUGUGGUAUUCUUGGCUAUCGCAGCGGUGGCCCUGUAUAUGUUACCCAACAUGCGACCGCAGGAGACAGAGUUCUGCCUCAUGGAGUGAUGGCAGACCUGGGCCAGCCAAGGGGGCAGAUCCUCAAAGGCCACCACCCUCAGCUUUGGGCAGGACACACUGUACCAGAACCCCCACCCCACCCACAUGUCCCAUGUGUCUUCACCUCCUUAGCCUCAGUCACCCAGGCUGGAAAGGCUCAUGGCGAGCUGCUGGCUCCUAUCUCCUGCUUUGUAUAAGAACCUGGGUUCCUUGUAAUUAAAUAUCAACCUAACUA
Tupaia belangeri chinensis (Chinese tree shrew) is the source of this 3745-nucleotide messenger RNA. RefSeq names its product coiled-coil domain containing 136 (gene CCDC136). Gene Ontology annotation, cellular component: acrosomal membrane. The record is from RefSeq and is a predicted model, not a curated record. The coding region runs from base 88 to 3519 and encodes 1143 amino acids. Lineage: Eukaryota; Metazoa; Chordata; Mammalia; Scandentia; Tupaiidae. Gene Ontology annotation, biological process: acrosome assembly; single fertilization. The transcript has 17 exons.